UGAUUCGAGAUCGAAUGACAGUCGCGCAUGGAUCUUUGAGAAACUCACAGGUUGAAAUUAAUCCAAUCGAAUACAACAACAAUGGACUCAAAAGAAAUUUAAUAUCAUUUCGUGGUUUUCUCCUUGCCGUAGAUUGGAAUCGAUACUGUGAUAUCAUUACGCUAGUUGAACGGGCAAUUAAAAAAUAAGCUAUACGUUCGUAUUGUAAACAAGUCACAUUCAAUUGCGUCAGGCAGGUAUAGCCAAAAGCAAGGUGAGCACUUUUUUUGCAUGGCAAACGUUUAAUAUUUUGCAUAACUAGAUUUUGACCUCCGAAUGCGCGAAAUGGAAUACUGACCGCUCAGAUAAAGAAGCAAGACGGCGAUAACCCAUGACACUGUGGCGAGAACGGAGGAAGAGGAGCAAUGAUUUCUGGAUUCGAGAUACUUGGCAUGUUGCUGGCAAUUAACCUUGCCAUGGCAGGGUUAGAACCGAGUCAGAACGCAGUUCCAUAUCUAGUCGAUCAGAACAUGCUGGAUGAGCUGGAAAUUCAUGGAUAUGAACUUACACAGUCGCAGAAUUUUCAGAGGCAGGACGCUAUGCUGAGAGCUUGUAACCAAUUGAAGGAUGAACUAGAGUACAAAUCGGUAGAUGAGUUGAACUCGUUUCAGAUGAGUCAUUUGCUAAUCGACGAAGAACACAAGUUUUUGUAUUGUUAUGUUCCAAAGGUCGCGUGUACGAAUUGGAAGCGAAUUCUGAUGAUCAUGACAAAUAAAUGGAACGGAUCGGAUCCACUGCAAAUUCCAGCUGACACAGCUCAUUCGAUCGGAAUGUUUAAAACGUUCAGCUCACUCAAUUCGGAAGAACGACAAACGGUAUUAACGGAGUACAAUCGUUUCGUUCUAGUGCGGCAUCCCUUUGAGCGUUUACUUUCUGCCUUCCGUAAUAAACUGGAAGGAAACUCCAAAAGUGCCAAAUAUUUUCAGUCCCGCGUAGGCAAACUCAUUAUCAAAACAUUCCGCCAGAAUGCGUCAAACAGCUCGUUGGAGUACGGUCACGAUGUGACCUUCCUGGAGUUCAUUCAGUAUCUGCUGACGCCGGAGUUAAGCCGCAACUCGAACCUUUCGUUCAACGAGCACUGGGAACCGGCCUCGAAACUAUGCCAUCCGUGUCUGCUACAGUACAACAUUAUCGGCAAGUACGAGACGCUGGUCGAUGAUUCGGCACUGGCACUCCAUCUGGCCGGUGUGAGUGAUAUCAGCUUUCCCAUUGCGUACAAGACGUCCGGCACUAACGAACGGUUGCGCAAGUAUUUCAGCGACAUUCCACUGCGGAUUAUCAAGAGCUUGUACCGUCUGUACGAGGAUGAUUUUCGGCUUUUCGAUUAUGGCCUGGAUGAGAUACUGGGCUUCGAAUUGGGAUGAGUUAAGAGAUACCGCAGAUCGGUCGAUACCAAAAGGUUUGUUGUGACAAAAGUGGUUGGUACCAAGUACCUAGUGUUAUUCAUCAUAGACAAUUUAUAAGACUUUAUGGACAGGUUUUAGUAGGGCUUUGAUUUGACAAUCAGAACUAAGGCGUAGCUUUAAAUUAAUACAAGUAUUUAUUAAAAUCGAUGCAUACGCUUCGCAGUGGCUUAUUAAAAGUGUGUCGACGUUAACACUUUUGGCAAAUGUGUACAACGACUAACAUUCGCAGUUUAUACAAUAUUUUUAGAUGUGAUUUACCAAACUGUUCCGUACUUAUUAAUACUACUUGUGGAAAACUCUGUGAUGGCAGCUUUUUGUCGUAAAUAAAAUGAUUUUACAAUUGGCAACAA
This is a messenger RNA of Topomyia yanbarensis, 1795 nucleotides long. RefSeq names its product carbohydrate sulfotransferase 11. Gene Ontology annotation, molecular function: sulfotransferase activity. Gene Ontology annotation, cellular component: membrane. Gene Ontology annotation, biological process: carbohydrate biosynthetic process. The transcript is spliced from 5 exons. The record is from RefSeq and is a predicted model, not a curated record. NCBI's taxonomy places the organism in Eukaryota, Metazoa, Arthropoda, Insecta, Diptera, Culicidae. The coding region runs from base 405 to 1403 and encodes 332 amino acids.